This is a messenger RNA of Aspergillus lentulus, 315 nucleotides long. RefSeq lists its product as uncharacterized. NCBI's taxonomy places the organism in Eukaryota, Fungi, Ascomycota, Eurotiomycetes, Eurotiales, Aspergillaceae. The record is from RefSeq and is a predicted model, not a curated record.
AUGAGCAUCCGCAAAGUUCAAGGCUCCCCCGACAAAGCCAUCAUUGAAACCAUGAGAGAUGACAUUCUAAGUCAUUCAGAGGAUACCACCUACGAAGCUCUCUUUAUCGUUGCUGCCCCUGUCGACUACGACUACCAUGUUACGUGCGAGAACUUCGCCACUGUGUGCAAAGACCCGGACUAUAUCAGCCGGUGCAUCAUCCAGGCUAAGUAUGAGGCAAGAGGACCGAAUGUACCCAGGCACUGGUUUCCGAAUCCGCAACCGUUCAAAGCUACUCGAGUUCCGAAAGAGCAAACCGCAGAAUCUGCAUCGUGA